Messenger RNA from Rhododendron vialii, 1766 nucleotides. Its product is annotated as ubiquitin carboxyl-terminal hydrolase 4-like. Bases 329 to 1438 code for a protein of 369 amino acids. Gene Ontology annotation, cellular component: nucleus; cytosol. Lineage: Eukaryota; Viridiplantae; Streptophyta; Magnoliopsida; Ericales; Ericaceae. Gene Ontology annotation, molecular function: cysteine-type deubiquitinase activity; cysteine-type endopeptidase activity. Gene Ontology annotation, biological process: protein deubiquitination. The transcript has 6 exons. The record is from RefSeq and is a predicted model, not a curated record.
GAGUCAACCAACAAAAUCAUCUGACGAGAAAACAAAGGCGUAGCAGAGAGAUCAAAGUCCUCAUCGCUAACGACGUAGUUGCACCACUCUCUCUCUCUCUCUCUCUCUCUCUCUCCACUGUUGGAUCUCGAUCAGGGAAGCUACUAUCUCUCGUUUCUCUCUCUAGCAAAGCAGUAGGCACAAGGCAGGAAAAGUAGAAACUCGAAGCCCUAGCAAGUAUAAGGCGACAAUCGAUGAGGAUAAAGUAGUAGGCGGUAGAUACAUAGAUAGAUAGAGAGAGAGAGAGAAGAGAGAGAUAGAGGAGUUUUGGUAUUUGGUCGAUGGUCUCAUGGGUGCUACGGGGUCGAGGCUCGAGAAGGCUCUCGGAGACCAAUUUCCCGAAGGCGAACGAUACUUUGGACUCGAGAAUUUCGGCAACACCUGCUAUUGCAACAGCGUCUUGCAGGCACUUUAUUUCUGUGUUCCAUUCCGUGAACAAUUACUAGAGUAUUAUGCAACUAAUAAAAAUCCGGGGGAUGCUGAAGAGAAUCUUCUUACUUGUUUGGCAGAUUUAUUUACACAGAUAAAUUCGCAGAAGAAGAAAACAGGUGUCAUCGCUCCAAAACGGUUUGUCCAGCGAGUGAGGAAACAGAACGAGGUUUUCCGAGGGUACAUGCACCAGGAUGCCCAUGAAUUUUUGAACUUCUUGUUAAAUGAGCUUGUUGACAUAUUGGAGAAAGAGUCCCAUGCAGUGAAAACUUCUCCAGAAACUUCCCCACCCUCUGAAAAGAUUGCAAAUGGACCAAAGAACCCUGAGGCCAAUGGUGUUAAGAAAGAGCCACUAGUUACGUGGGUUCAUAAAAAUUUUCAGGGUAUUCUUACCAAUGAAACAAGGUGCCUACGGUGUGAGACUGUAACAGCAAGGGACGAGACUUUUUUAGAUUUGAGCCUUGAUAUCGAACAGAACAGUUCAAUAACGAGUUGCCUAAAAAAUUUCAGCUCCACAGAAACCCUGAAUGCGGAGGACAAAUUCUUUUGUGAUAAGUGCUGCAGCUUACAAGAAGCCCAGAAGAGGAUGAAGAUAAAGAAACCGCCUCAGGUCCUUGUUAUUCACCUGAAGCGUUUCAAGUACAUGGAGAACCUUGGUCGGUACAAGAAGUUGUCUUACCGCGUUGUGUUCCCGCUGGAGCUUAAACUGAGCAACACCACGGAUGAUAACGAUUCCGAAUACUCCUUAUUUGCUGUCGUCGUUCACGUCGGGAGUGGGCCAAACCAUGGGCACUAUGUCAGCCUCGUGAAAAGCCAUAACCAUUGGCUCUUCUUUGACGAUGAGAACGUGGAGAUAAUCGAUGAGUCGGCCGUUCAAACCUUUUUCGGAUCCGCUCAGGAGUAUUCGAGCAACACAGAUCAUGGGUACAUUCUCUUCUACGAGAGUCUUACUGAUAAUGGAAAGAAUUAGAAGGGUAUUUUCUUAUCCUCCUCUCGUUUCUGUAUCUCUUUUAUGGCAUUCUGAGUAUCUGGGAUCUUUCGAAGGGUUUCUGUGUACAGUGGAUGGUGGAAAUAGGCCAUCCUUUUUGCAUGUUUUGACAAUAAAGGAGUGCCAAUCUUGAUCAUAAGAGCUUCACUGGAGCUGUUUUUCCCCUCCAGUUUUAUAAGGAUCAGUAGACUUAUUACAGAAACGAUAUGAGUUGAACUACACUUGAUCUGCAGUCUUCCUUUUUAGAAUUUCUUUUUGUUUUUAUAUUUUUGUUGGUAAUAAAUCCAAUCUUGAUUGCUUUUGCAUGAAA